UAUUUUAUUUGCAACCCCAAAUCUACUGGGCACACAAGAAAAACGCCGGAGAUGGAGGCCCAAUCUCUCCGAAACUUUCACAAUGUACACGUCGACACGCACCACCACACACUUCUUCGUGUCCGUAACUACCAACAUGGUUUUCGCGUUUCUGUUACAACCGCCAAUAAAAAACUUCGCCACGUCAGCAUCAAUUCUGUUAAUCAAAACAGUACAGACAAAGACCGUAACAAGCAUAAUGAAAAUAUUAACGGUGUUAAUGGAGUCCGGCAUAGAAGACGUGACGUAAUUGUAACGCCGUUAAUUGCGAUCGGAGCAUGUAUGGUCCGGUCAGCGGUAGCAAAGGCGGAUAGUGAAACUCCGGUGGCGGAUGUACAGACGGAAACGGUGGCGGCGACGACGACGGGAGGGAAGGUUGAGGUGAAGAAAGAGGAAGUGAUAAGUUCGAGGAUAUACGAUGCGACGGUGAUCGGAGAACCGAUGGCGGUUGGGAAAGAUAAAGGGAAAGUAUGGGAGAAAGUGAUGAAUGGAAGGAUUGUUUAUUUAGGUGAAGCUGAACAAGUUCCUACUAAAGAUGAUAAGGUUUUGGAAGUUGAGAUUUUGAAAAUUUUGGUGAAGCGAUGUGUCGAGGCGAACCGAGCUGUUACGAUGGCUUUGGAAGCAUUUCCAGCUGAUUUGCAACCACAACUUGAUCAGUACAUCGAUAAAAGGAUUGAUGGAGAGACUUUAAAGUUGUUUGUGUCACAUUGGCCACCUCAACGAUGGCAAGAAUAUGAGCCCCUUCUAAAUUACUGUCGGGAUACUGGAAUACGCAUGGUUGCAUGUGGCACACCACUCAAGGUCUUAAGGACUGUUCAAGCUGAUGGUAUUCGUGGGCUUUCAAAGGCUGAGCGUAAAGUAUAUGUUCCUCCAGCUGGUUCGGGUUUUAUCUCUGGUUUUACAUCUAUCUCGCGUAGACCUUCAAAGGAUAUGAAUUUCCCAUAUCAGUCUAGUUCAUUUGGGCCAAGCUCUUAUCUAUCUGUACAAGCCAGAUUUGUUGAAGAGUAUACAAUGUCUCAGAUCAUUUUACAGGCAGUUACAAAUGGAGGAGCCACCGGAAUGUUGGUGGUUGUUACUGGUGCAAGUCAUGUUGCUUAUGGUUCAAGAGGGACUGGGGUUCCAGCAAGAAUUGCUAGAAAGAUGCAAAAGAAAAAUCAAAUAGUUAUAUUGCUUGAUCCCGAAAGACAAUAUAUUCGUCGGGAGGGUGAAGUUCCCGUUGCUGAUUUCUUAUGGUAUUCUGCUGCCAGACCAUGCACAAGAAAUUGCUUUGACCGGGCUGAAAUUGCUCGAGUUAUGAAUGCAGCUGGCAGAAGGCGAGAUGCUUUGCCACAGGAUAUCCAAAAGGGACUGGACCUUGGUCUAGUAUCUCCAGAAGUAUUGCAGAAUUUAUUUGAUCUGGAGCAGUAUCCUCUUCUUUCAGAACUUACUCAUAAUUUUCAGGGAUUCAGAGAAAGAUUGUUGGCAGAUCCUAAAUUCUUACAUAGACUAGCCAUAGAGGAAUCAAUAUCAGUAACUACUACUCUCAUUGCACAAUAUCAGAAAAGAAAAGGAAGGUUUUUUGAAGAAAUUGACUACGUCAUGACAGACACCAUCAGAGGAAUAGUAGUUGAUUUCUUCACAGUAUGGCUUCCAGCCCCCACGUUAUCAUUUCUUUCAUUCGCUGAUGAUGUUAAUGGGCCAAAUAGCAUAGAUGCACUUAAGGGUCUUCUGGGGUCUAUACCAGACAAUGCAUUUCAAAAAACGCUUGCUGGGAAGGAGUGGAAUGUAGGCCAUAGAGUUGCUUCAGUGGUAGUUGGUGGUAUUAAGCUUGCUGGUGUUGGAUUUAUAUCCAGUGUUGGAGCUGUGGCUGCCUCAAAUGUGUUGUACACUGCACGCAAGUUUCUUAAUCCAGCCCUUGUGAGUAAGCAACAGAAUAAAAGAUCACCAAUUUUGAAAACCGCUGUUGUUUAUAGUGGGUUUCUUGGGACAUCAGCUAACCUUCGGUAUCAGAUUAUUGCUGGAUUGGUGGAACAUCGGCUUUCAGAUAUUUUUGCUGAUCAAACGUUAUUUGUAAAUUUGUUAUCUUUUGUGGCACGCACAAUCAAUUCCUAUUGGGGAACUCAGCAAUGGAUCGAUCUUGCAAGGUUUACAGGACUACAGCCGCAAAAGAGCGAAGCGUCAGCAAACGAAACAAUAGAAUCUGCAAAUCCUGCUACACUAGGUUGCAGCAACCCGACAGAAGAAGCCGCUGUUGAUGAAGUUGAAAAUCAGCAGUCAAUAAGAUGAUAACUUCUGUCAUGCUAUAGCAGUUAAGGGAUUUUCCUGUAAGGAUCGCCUUUCUGUAUUCUUUCUAAUUUAUAUCAUAGUAUGUGCUCAUAGUUGUAGUUAAAUAUAUACUUGAGCAUAGGGAAUGAAGAUACAUAUAUAGGCUAAAAUUUUCCAGUCUUUGAACAAAUUUUGCCUAGUACACCCAUGGGCAUGAAAAGGCAACAAAUUUUGAUCGAAACUAUUUCAUAUAUACUAAUACAAAUUGUUCACUGUUA
Molecule: messenger RNA, 2561 nt
Organism: Erigeron canadensis
Lineage: Eukaryota; Viridiplantae; Streptophyta; Magnoliopsida; Asterales; Asteraceae
Product: protein RETICULATA-RELATED 5, chloroplastic-like
Exons: 7
Coding region: 52-2304 (750 amino acids)
Source: RefSeq, a predicted model, not a curated record